Messenger RNA from Psilocybe cubensis, 1719 nucleotides. RefSeq lists its product as uncharacterized. Gene Ontology annotation, biological process: lactate catabolic process. The transcript is spliced from 13 exons. The record is from RefSeq and is a predicted model, not a curated record. Gene Ontology annotation, molecular function: FAD binding; D-lactate dehydrogenase (cytochrome) activity; D-lactate dehydrogenase (NAD+) activity. Bases 1 to 1719 code for a protein of 572 amino acids. Gene Ontology annotation, cellular component: mitochondrion. NCBI's taxonomy places the organism in Eukaryota, Fungi, Basidiomycota, Agaricomycetes, Agaricales, Agrocybaceae.
AUGCUCGCUCGAGGCCUACGCUCAUCUCUUUACCUGUCAAUGAAACAUUACCCACCUCAUAGAAGUUUAAAUGCUACACGGCCUGCGAAAUAUUUUUCAUCAGUGCACACCAUAUCCAAUCCUACACCUCGGUUCCAUCGUUUCUCCGGCCUUCAGGUCGCCUUAUCAGUACUCAUUAGCGCCUCACUAGGGUUUGGAACAGCUGUUUAUCUUACAGACUCCCCUUAUUUGAAGUCGGAGACCCCACAGUUUGGAUCCUCGGACGAUAUUCAGAAUGCAAUUUCAGAUUUGAAAAAAAUAUUUGGAGCAGGAAGUAAAGUAUCCACUGACCCUGAUGACCUUCAUGACCAUGGAUUCUCAGCAAAUGAUCAUCACCCGGGCAUGAGGCACAGUGUCGUUGUAUAUCCUGAAUCUACUGAGGAUGUCGUGAAGAUUGUCAACAUAGCGACAAAGUACCGGGUACCAAUUACUGCAUAUUCUGGGGCCACAAGUCUGGAAGGCCAUUAUCGUGGACACAGCACUGGGGGGAUAUGUGUUGAUAUGGGGAACAUGGAUCAUAUUAUCGAAAUCAACGAGAAAGACGGUGACCUUGUCUGUCAACCGGGAGUGAGGUGGAUGGAUAUAAAUGAGACUCUUCGCGAAAAGGGAAUCCCUCUCUUUUUCCCAAUCGAUCCUGCCCCAGGGGCAACCAUAGGCGGCAUGUUGAGCACGGGUUGUUCAGGAACGAACGCAGUUAGAUAUGGAACCGCCAAAGGAGAAUGGUUCCUCAACGUUACGGUGGUACUGCCAUCUGGAGAAGUGAUUAAAACACGACAACGUUCUCGAAAGUCUUCAGCAGGGUUUGAUACCACCAAACUGUUUAUCGGCGCUGAGGGGACUCUCGGCAUAAUCACUGAAGUGACUAUUCGACUGGCGCCAGUCUUGCCAACGACCGUUGCUGUUGUUCAUUUCCCGAAUGUACAGAAAGCCACUGAAGCCGUCAUGGAUGUGAUGCAGGCUGGCGUUGGUAUACAAUGCGUCGAGUUGGUGGAUGAUGUCUUUAUGUCCGCUAUCAACAAAUUCGGAAUGUCCAAAAAGGUUUACCCCGAAAAAGACAGCCUGUUUUUCAAGUUCCAGGGCCCAGCUACCAUCGGCUCUGCUUCUCCAUCAGCGUCCGCCUCCCUGCGUGAAACCGCGGAGAUCGUGAAGAAAAUAACUGAGAAACACGGUGGGACGGGAUUCCGCCUUGCGCGCGAUGCUAAUGAAGCAGACGAACUUUGGGCUGACAGGAAGAAUGCGCACUAUGCUGGACUUGCACUGGUAGACGGCAGCAAAGGCUGGCCGACUGACGUUUGCGUCCCUGUGUCGAAGCUCCCACAACUGGUGUAUGAAACCAAACAAGACAUCAAGAACGCAGGCCUUGUGUCUACGAUUGUCGGGCACGUUGGGGACGGCAAUUUCCAUGCAUUGAUUCUGUUCAAAACGGAUGAAGAGAUGGAGCGCGCAAAAGAGCUGGUGCACCGGAUGGUCAAGCGCGCGAUUGCGCUGGAUGGGACUUGUACCGGAGAGCAUGGGGUAGGUAUUGGAAAGAAAGAAUAUCUCAUAGGAGAGCUCGGCGAAGGGACAGUUCAGCUUAUGAAAACAAUCAAGAAGACAAUAGACCCCCUUGGGAUUUUCAAUCCAGGAAAGCUAUAUCCCGACGAUGUUACAAGUUCCACACAGAAAACGUCCAAAGAGUAG